AUGGCGCCAAAUAAGAAGAGUAAAGUUUGGAAGUAUUUUUGCAAAUUGGACGACAAAACAGCGAAGUGCCAACUGUGUCAUAAAAUUAUGCGCACGGCUGGAAAUACCACCAAUCUAAUGGGACACAUAAAAAAUGUCCACAAAGCAAUUUUUUUAGAACUAAAAACCACAAUCGAUGCCAGAAAAAUAUCCGAUGUGGUCGAAGUGGUUGAAAGCCCAAACACCACAAAUGCUGAGCCAUCUACAUCAAAUGCAACACCAGCUGAUUCGACAUAUGAAAUUGUCAGUGAUGGAGAAUUGCCCGAGAAACGCCUUAAAACUCAAAAGUCUAUAAAAAAUAGUUUUGCUGAAAUUUAUUCAUAUACUUCUGCUGGUGACAAAUCACGAAAAAUAAACCAUGCAAUUUUAUUUAUGAUUUGCAAGGACAACCAGCCAUUUUCAGUGGUAGAAAAUGAAGGAAUCAAAAAUUUGUUAAAAGUUGUUGCUCCCCAUUACAAAAUUCCGAGCAGAAUUACCAUAUCAGGGUGGAUUGAUGAAAAAUACGAUAUUUUAUCUAAUAGAUUAAAAUCAAAGCUACGUAAUGUUGAGAAUUUCACCUUAACUAGUGAUAUUUGGACGGAUAUACAAAUGCGUAGUUUUUUAGGUGUCACAGCACAUUUUGGUCUGGGAACCGAGUUUCACUCGGUGACUUUGGGCGUUUAUCAACUCAGUGAAAGGCAUACAUCGGAGUAUAUAGCAGAAAUGCUGAUCAACACCUGUAACGAAUGGGGACUUGAUAGAGAUAAAGUCUCUGCUGUUGUUACUGACAACGCUGCGAACAUGAUAAAAGCCGUUGAUAUAGCAUUCGGAAAGAGAAAGCACAUUCCAAGUUUUGCUCACACGCUCAAUUUAGUAGCGCAAAAUAUUGUUCAAAUUCCCGAAAUGCAAAAAGUUGUCUUAAAAAUCAAAACCAUUGUAACUUUUUUUAAGCAGAGCUGUGCUGCAAGUGACGAUUUGCGUAAAUCAGUACGCGCUGAAAAGAAAUUAAUACAGGACGUGCCCACACGGUGGAACAGCACCCACUACAUAGUUCAACGAUUUUUGGAACUUAAAAACAUUGCCAGUGAAAUACUAAUUCGUCACAAGACAGCACCUCCAAUGCUGACUGGUAUGGAACUUAACAUUGCUUCAUCACUGCUUAACGUUUUACGUCCAAUUGAAGCUGCAACUAAGGAAAUAUCGGGCGAUAAAUACUGCAAAAGCAGUAAAGUAAUUCCAUUAGUGCAUUGCAUGGUUUCAAAACUCAAGGCUCUUGUGAUUGAUGAACCGGUUGUAUUGGAGGUACAAAAACUCACUCUAAAAGAAAUCAACAAACGAAUGGGCGCUAGUGAACAUGUUUCAGUAUUGGCGAUUUCUACGCUAUUGGACCCACGUUUCAAAAAAAUACAUUUUCAUGAUCCGUUAGCUUGCGCAGGUGCCAUCCAAAAGAUUAAAGAUUUAAUGAAAAUUAGUCUCGACGAAAGUCAUGGCGAAUCAGACUCAGAUGAAUCGGACCAAUUAUCAGAAGAUUUCAGUCUUUGGAGCGAUCACCACAAAUUAGUGCAUAAAAACUGGAAAUCUAAUAGAAACGAGGAAAACGUUUCAGAUGAGAUAUCCGUCUACUUAAGAGCAACAGUUGGUCGUUUAAAUGAAAAUCCGCUGGAAAUUUGGGCGGAUUUUAAACAGCAAUUUCCAAACUUGGAGGAUAUACGCACCUCUUGCCCUUACAGCCGGUAUGACACCUGCGCUGAUACCUGUGUUAUGACUACUCCGACCUUUGUGCUUCGACCUGUCUCUGAAGACAUCUGGGACAAGCGCACAUCCAACUGGGAUGAAAUUUCAGCCACUAGCAUGUUGAUGGCUAUACCUGUUGAUGAAUGA
Rhagoletis pomonella (apple maggot) is the source of this 1899-nucleotide messenger RNA. RefSeq names its product zinc finger BED domain-containing protein 4-like. Bases 1 to 1899 code for a protein of 632 amino acids. The transcript has 3 exons. The record is from RefSeq and is a predicted model, not a curated record. Gene Ontology annotation, molecular function: DNA binding. Lineage: Eukaryota; Metazoa; Arthropoda; Insecta; Diptera; Tephritidae.